CGCUAAUUGUAUUUAAAUUUUUAAAUUUUUUUGAAUGAAAUAACAACAAGCAAAAUAUCGAUUUUCAAGAUGUUCUUCGUGCUACCAAGGAUACUCUCUCGUUCGAACUGCAUUCUAAUUUUGGUAAUAUCUAAUUUCGCGUCCUCGGCGCCUUUGAAAUCCUGGAAACGUUCGCCGCACCAAAGCGAGCAUGGCUUUUCAACCGUUCCAAAAAUCUUAGAGAUUCAACUGCCACUCAAAAUUUCUACGAAGGAAGAUCUGAUAGCCUGGUCGAGGUAUGUUACGAGUCUGAUGACAUCGAAGAUAAAUUUCACGUCAACCACUUUGAAGAACUCGCCGUCGGUCGAGAGGCGCGUUCCCUUUGUGAACAAUUCAGGCUUGAAAUCGAAGGAGAUGAUGAAAGAGGCGUCUCUCAAUGAGAAACGACAGGGUGUGAACUAUCCAGCGCGAAGGCUCAAGGAGCCUCCUGUAGAAAGAGCGGACGACAAAGUGGUCGCUUAUCCUUUGCCUGUAGGAGCGAUGAAAAUGUCGACACCUAGUCCGCAAGAUUCCUCUACUCUUCCUAAUUUGAAUAUCAAUGGGCCGAUUGAUUUCGGACAGUACAUGGACUUCAACAUCGGGAAUCCUUUUCAGCAAACUGAACUUGACACCUUUGGAAAUUUCGAGAUCUUGGCGCAGCCACCUGCAGCCAUGUACCUUCCAUUACCGCUGACAACAACCAAUACUGCUAAAUCGUAUCAGAACAACAAGAACACUUCCGGUUUUGAAGAGCCAGCGAAGUUGCAGACUACAAGGACUUCCCAGUUUCGCGUCAAGGCUAACAAUAAACUCGGGCAGGUGUUACCGACCGACGUGAACGAAGGAUUAAUUGGAACGAAUCUAUCGCACAUAGGUGAACCUUUGUUAACAUUCCCAUUUCAGGCACUGAUCACGAUUACUAAAGAAGUUCCAGAAGCUACGAUCUCAAAGACGCAACCGAGGGAUUACAGUGCAAUUAAUAUUAAGAAUUCUCCGAAUGAAUUUUCGUCACAGUUCGGAAAAAAUCACACGCUUAUGAACGAGUCUGCACAAGUUAAUGUCGUCCUUAAUGAUUUUGUAACAGGCACGGGUAGAGCAAAAACCAAGGGAAGCCAAGUAAAGAAAGAGGAACAGAAGAAAGGAGAGCAAAAUGCACGCGGGCAGAAGAAACAAAAUGAAAAAAAGACGAAAAAUGUGAAGAAGAAGAAGACUUCGUCAAUAAAGCGACAAGCGUUCGUACUCGGUGAUUUGUUAAGAACAUUGGGUAUUCUGAGAAAAUUGCCAAAAAAUACCACUGAGAUUAAUGUCGCGACACCCGUACUCUCUAUUUUGAAAGGCACGAACACGCAAAAGAUACAAGUAGCCUUCGAAGAGGUGAGUAGGUCACAAGCAGAGGGACACCUGAAAGACGGCACACCACCACCUCUUCCUUCUCGAGAAAGACGCAACGAAACAUUUCUAGCGCAGCAAUUAGAUGAUGAUGAUGAUAAUGAUGAAAACGAGGAGACUGAAGAGAAUGAAGAGAACGACGAACAAAUGGAAGCGCAACUAGACGAUGACGACGACGAAGAAGAAGAAGAAGAAGGUGGAUCUAUACAAACUAUACUCGAUUUAUUACCAGUAGCUGCACCGAUUCUUGAAGACCUCAGUGAUCCAGAGUCCGAUGUCGAUUUGGCAGAAGUGCUUCAAGCCGCAAUUCCUCUUCUCGAAGGACUCUCCGACCCAGAUGAGGAGGGAGGAAUUGAUAUUCCAGGUGUCUUGGUGCCACUUUCCCAACGACUCAGCGAGGGCCCGGAUGGACAAGGUAGCGAUUCUGGCGCCAUUUUGGGACCUCUUAUUCAACUGAUAGCACCAUUGAUCGGACCUCUGGUGGGCCCUCUCAUCGGUCCAUUGAGUCGUACCAGUAGUGGCCCCGGUGGCAAAGAAGGAUCGGCAUCUGCAUUAGCAGCAGCAUCUGGUCCUCUAAGUCAGCCGGAAGGAGCAUAUGGACAAUCAAUAUUGUCGGGUCUUGUCGCCAGUAUCACCGCUAGAUUAAGUAAAGAACUCGCCGCUUCGGCAGGCGAAUCAGAUGUGAAAUCUUUAGUAAGUGCUAUUGUAUCAGGUGUACUCGCUGGUGCCAGCGCUGGUUCCAGUGGUCAGAAAGGCUACAGUUAUAAUAAACCUAAUCACAGACCGGACACAUAUUACGCGCCUACAACUUACGGCGGUUACGAUUCUUACGCUCAAACCCCAGCAGCAUCCUCGAGUUCGCUCGACGUGCUUCUUGGGCCUUUAAAAGAAAUCCUCGGCGCUUUUCUGAAAUUGUCGGCUACGUCGUCGACCUCUAGCGCAAAUCUGUCGGGUACAUCAUCGAGCUCCAGUACAAGUCUAUCAGCUAGUUCCUCGCAAUCAUCACAGGAACCACCUAAACCCACGUAUGGUGCACCGACACAUCCGCCUUAUGCUCCACCGUCUUAUGCUCCACCGUCCAUGCCUGCUUAUAGUCCACCUGCAUCCACGAACUCUCCCUAUGUGUCAUUCGUGCGGAGACAGGUUGCACGGAAACAAAUAAAAAGGUUUUGAGUCACACAUUCCGUUUGUAGUUUAUUAUUUUAUCGACUUUUUAAAGGAUUACUUCGGCGAUGGACGAUAUUUUUUAUAUAAAUGUAAAAGUGCUUAGAAUUAUACUUUUUUGUCUCGUUAGUUUUUUUUUUUCAUUUCAAUAGAAAGGCUUCAUUUAACAUAGAUGUCAUGGCCAUGAAGUUAGCGUAUGACCCCCUGAUAAAUCCUGGUAAUCAUUUUGCAACGACAAACUCAUUACAACAGAAAUCAUGUGGGCAUACCAUGUAAUAAUUCUAGGAUAAUCUAGCCGUGCAAGGACAGGUGUCACGUCACAGUUGCAAACUUUCGUUUUCGUCUCAUUUAAAUUGUCAUUUCCUGUGAACAAUUACAUGAAUAAACAUUGAAUAAUUCAGCAAAAUGUAUAAAUAUAUCGCUACAUAUUGCACUUUAAUCGUUGAAUCCCGAAAUCGAUUAUAAAUUAUAAUCAUUAAUAAU
Pogonomyrmex barbatus (red harvester ant) is the source of this 3054-nucleotide messenger RNA. RefSeq lists its product as uncharacterized. NCBI's taxonomy places the organism in Eukaryota, Metazoa, Arthropoda, Insecta, Hymenoptera, Formicidae. The record is from RefSeq and is a predicted model, not a curated record.